Molecule: messenger RNA, 549 nt
Organism: Penicillium riverlandense
Lineage: Eukaryota; Fungi; Ascomycota; Eurotiomycetes; Eurotiales; Aspergillaceae
Exons: 2
Coding region: 1-549 (182 amino acids)
Source: RefSeq, a predicted model, not a curated record
AUGGCCGUUGGUAUGUCUGAUCUAUCUGCCUCCCCAGUUCAUCCCACCUCCCAGAUCUACCCCCGGCACCAUUACCAUCAUCAUCCAUCCACGCUCUCCUCUAUAUCCCCACACCCACCACACCCAGCUACACCUCGACUAACCACCCCACGAGACCCUAAAGACCCAGACGGCGACUCCGAAAUGGCGUCCUCCGUGGACUCCAUCCACGACGACUCCGACGCUGCUCGCGCUGGCGCCCGCACUCCCACCGGCCGCACCCAUUUCUCCUCUGCGGCGGGCGCAUCAGAGCUCUCCCCGCCGGGCUCACAGCCACAGCACAUGUCGCAGUUCCCCGUCGGCGAUUUUGAGGCCGCUCCGGAGACGAUGGGCGCCGGUGCUGGUGCCGCGGCGGGCAAGGGCUCCGAGCCGCCUGUUGCGGCGUGGAAGAGUCGUCGGGCACAGGAGGAUUAUCAGCGCGCUAUGGAGUAUGUGGUCGAUAAGGAGUUUAAUCUGAAUGAAUUCGGAGAUCCCUUUGAUGAGCGGGACUUGGAGCAGAAGUUGCUGUGA